Messenger RNA from Oenanthe melanoleuca, 1659 nucleotides. RefSeq names its product tubulin alpha-8 chain. Gene Ontology annotation, molecular function: structural constituent of cytoskeleton; GTP binding. Gene Ontology annotation, biological process: microtubule cytoskeleton organization; mitotic cell cycle. Gene Ontology annotation, cellular component: cytoplasm; microtubule. The record is from RefSeq and is a predicted model, not a curated record. The transcript has 5 exons. NCBI's taxonomy places the organism in Eukaryota, Metazoa, Chordata, Aves, Passeriformes, Muscicapidae. The coding region runs from base 98 to 1447 and encodes 449 amino acids.
CCCCGCCCCUCGCUCUAUAUAAAGUGAGCCCGGUGAGGGCGGCUGCUGUUGCGGUGCUGCCCAGACACGUUGCCCGUCUGUCCCGGCGCUCCUAACCAUGCGCGAGUGCAUCUCGGUCCACGUGGGGCAGGCCGGCGUGCAGAUCGGCAAUGCGUGCUGGGAGCUGUACUGCCUGGAGCACGGCAUCCAGCCCGACGGCAACAUGCCCAGCGACAAGACCGUCGGCGGGGGGGACGACUCCUUCAACACCUUCUUCAGCGAGACGGGCGCGGGCAAGCACGUGCCCCGGGCCGUGUUCGUGGACCUGGAGCCUGCAGUCAUCGAUGAAGUUAGGAAUGGGACAUACCGGCAGCUCUUUCAUCCUGAGCAGCUGAUAUCUGGUAAAGAAGAUGCUGCAAAUAACUAUGCUCGAGGUCACUACACAGUUGGGAAAGAGAUAAUUGAUCUAGUUCUGGAGCGUAUCAGGAAGCUGUCAGAUCAGUGCACUGGCUUGCAGGGCUUCCUGAUUUUCCACAGCUUUGGGGGAGGGACUGGAUCCGGUUUCACCUCUCUGCUGAUGGAGCGCCUCUCGGUCGACUAUGGGAAGAAAUCCAAGCUGGAAUUCGCCAUCUACCCUGCGCCCCAGGUCUCAACAGCUGUGGUGGAGCCCUACAACUCCAUCCUGACCACCCACACCACGCUGGAGCACUCUGACUGUGCCUUCAUGGUUGACAAUGAGGCCAUUUAUGACAUUUGCCGUAGGAACCUGGACAUUGAACGCCCGACCUACACCAACCUCAAUCGCCUCAUUGGUCAGAUAGUGUCCUCCAUUACUGCUUCCCUUAGGUUCGAUGGUGCCCUAAACGUGGAUCUUACCGAGUUCCAGACUAACCUGGUGCCUUACCCCCGUAUCCACUUCCCGCUGGUGACGUACUCCCCCAUCAUCUCUGCAGAGAAGGCUUACCACGAGCAGCUCUCUGUGGCAGAGAUCACCAACGCCUGCUUCGAGCCCUCCAACCAGAUGGUGAAGUGCGACCCGCGGCACGGCAAGUACAUGGCGUGCUGCAUGCUGUACCGCGGGGACGUGGUGCCCAAGGACGUCAACGCCGCCAUCGCCGCCAUCAAGACCAAGCGCACCAUCCAGUUCGUGGACUGGUGUCCUACUGGGUUUAAGGUUGGCAUCAAUUACCAGCCCCCCACAGUGGUUCCUGGGGGUGACCUGGCCAAAGUCCAGCGGGCAGUCUGCAUGCUGAGCAAUACCACGGCCAUUGCCGAGGCCUGGGCUCGCCUGGACCACAAGUUUGACCUGAUGUAUGCCAAACGUGCCUUUGUUCACUGGUAUGUUGGAGAAGGGAUGGAGGAGGGGGAGUUCUCAGAGGCUCGGGAAGAUUUGGCUGCACUUGAGAAAGAUUAUGAAGAAGUGGGCACAGACUCGGUGGAUGGAGAAGAUGAAGGUGAAGAAUAUUAAAUCCAACAGUGAAUUGCAAGUCUGCCAUUUUACUGCCUCUUUAGUAGCAAUGUAAAUCAUGUCAACUGAUUGGAAUAAAUUUCUUUAAUCAAGAACUUUGGUAGUGUCCAAACACUAUGUACACUCAUCAACUACAUGCAGUCAGCAGUCCAAGAGAUGGAAUUCCUUUGAGGAAGGUACCUGAAUAAAAUAACCAUGCUAUAGUUCAAUCA